AGUUACUUUUGUUUCCACUCAGCUUCAGGAUGUUUUAUUUCAUGUUCUAGUUCCUGUGUCAACGUCCUUUCACCUGAUAUAAGGAAAAGGAAAGGAGCAUGAUUCAAACCGGGUGUCGCUCAGUGUAGAGCAACCUCCUGAACGGUUGGCUCAUGCACUACUUUGACACAAUGAGCAGAUCCCCUGCCUGUCCCCGGGCCCCUGGAACCCCCGCUGCACUAAGGUGCUUUGAAUCUAAGACUCCAUUGACUUAAAUCAGUAAUUGGAUGAUGCACUUACCAUUGUCAUGGCCGUGCUGAUGGACGCUGUGGACAUCAGCACACUUUGAUUCUGCUUCCCAAGUUGAGUUUGUUAUCGAAGGCACCUCAUGCUUUUCUGUACCGCAAGCGUCUCGCUUUUAAAAGGCUAAAUUUCUGCAUACUGAUGACUUUUUAUGGAGCAUCAGGACUGAAAUUGAAGAGCAAUGAAUCAGGUAAUACAAUCAUGUUUACAUGAUGGUGAACUAGUUGUUAUGGUUAAUGCUUUGGCUUGUCACAUAAGUGUAACACUGUGGAUUAUUUAUGUAAGGUAUUCACCUUAUUGCAUUCAAUAUUGCCCUACGUGUCCUUCAACUGACUUAAAAUGCCGUCAUGUUGCCUGAAUGUUUGUUGUUUAUCGUCUCUUAGAAAUAAGUAAUUGAAAGAGAUUACAAAGCAUUUGCUCCAACAUUUUUUUAAACGGACGAACAAAAACACCAUAGACAAAAAUCCAAGGUUGUUACUACAGAAACUAAAAUUCUCCAAGCAUUUCUGAGAUGCCUUUCUGUCAUGUCAGCAGAGAUUAGCAUCCAUCACAACUGAUGUGUGAUGUGUACAGCGGCCCUUUAGCUUCAAACUACGACCUUCCAUCUACAGCUCUAGCAUCAGUUCUGGACCCGCGGGAGCAGCUUCUCCAUCACAUAGACAGCGUAUUUUUGAAACACACUUCCAUGUUCACAGGACAUUUAAUACCAAGUACUAAAUUGAUGCAAAUAGAAAAAUAUCAAAUGAGAUUUAGAUUUGAAGCUGCGAUGUCCUCAGUCCAGUUGAAGAAAAAAAAGCUGCUUCAACUUGCUGCUCACAACAUUCUUCAUUGCGAUGUCCAUGAAUCCUGCAGUAAGCAUGCCACUGGCUCUCCACCUGCGCAACUGCAUGAUCUCCUCAGCAUUGCACAUGCUUCCCCACCUCCAUCUACAAGUGCAGCUCUUUCUCUGUUAGGACAGGGCUUCCCAAACCUUCUUCUCUCUCUAACCCUUCUCCUCCCGCCUCCUUUCUCUGGCAUGCCAGUAAAAGAUACAAGUGUGUCUGCAUUCUAACUCUCAGCUGCUCCUAAUGUGCAUCUGCUACUACCUGAAUAUAAUUGUGGCGACCGAGUGAUGAAUUGAGUCUUACUCUGUGUCAUCGACCCAUCAGGCCAACCGAAGCACUAAUAACAUCACUUUUAACAGCUGACUCUAAACUAUUGUCAUGACAUUGUGACCGUCUCCCAUGUCCUUGGGUAACUUCCUGGUUUCCUCAGUGCUGGCCAGCACAUUAUGAUGUAGUACUAAUCAACAAGCACACAUCUUGCUGUUAUGUGACUCAAAUCAAUUGGAAGGGCUCGUAUUCACCUGGCAAGUGCAAAUCAAUAUCUAUGUGUGAAAGUGCACUGCAGUUGUUAAUCAGCAUGAGUGUCAGUGACUUGGCAUCCGCAAGAGGGAGAUGGCUAAUGAGGCUGUGGGAGGGAUCAAAUAUGUAUGCAUUCCCUAAGCUGCAGACCCUGUAAUUUAUAGAAGUGCAACUGACGUGUUGGAAACAUCAGAUUUGCACUGACCUCUGACAAUCGCCACCAACUCGCAAUGGAGGUGUUUUUUGGGGGGGGGUAGUCCAUCUGUACCUACGCACGACAUCGGGUUCAUUCUCCUGAAUCUCUGGGAAUCUCUUUUUUCAUAUUUCCUGCAGUUAAAAAUCAACCAAUUCAAUGUUGGUGAAAGAGCACUGUGCCAUUACAAAAACAAAUUUUCGCCAUUAAUCAAUAUUUUAUAGGCAAAUUUGGACAGAUUCACAAAAUGUUCAUUUACGAUAAAAAAAUGAAGUGAUGGCGUCUUGAAGUAAUUGCAUGUUUACGUUGUUGGUGAUUGAUGUUAACAUGCAACAUUAAUCAUUAUAGGACCUUGGGGGGUAAAUAACUCCUGAACAGUCGAUUGUUCUCAGCCUAAAAUGAAAUACACAUGAAAAAAUUGUUCAUAAUUAAGGUUUAUUAAAUGUUCAAGUAACCAUUAAUAGACAAAAAGUUGAGAGUAGCAGUAGUUGUGAGUAAAAAUGACAUUUUCACCACAGAGGGUUAGAUUUAGACAUCUCAAUACUUGGCCAGACAACGGUCAUUCUGUACAUCAUAUUUAAAAUAUGUUAAGAAUAAAUUGAUAAAACGCCAUACCUGUUGAGUGACAUUAUUCCUGAGAGGAUAAAUAGUACAGAUAGACUACGAACCCCACACUUCUCCUUGCACUUGUCACGUGAAACUGAAAUGUUUGCCAAAUGGUUCCAAUCCAAUAUUUAUGUUCAGUAAAUGAGUGCUAAUGUAACUGCUGGCCAGCUGAGGCUAACACAUCCUGUCUUAGUUCCAUACCUACCCCCACUCUGCUGUGGUAAGGAUACCAACAGUGCGCCGCGUGCCUCCACGUUUCUCCAUCCCGCCCACCAAUCACGAGGUGAUGCCCGGCGGCAGCGUGAACCUGACCUGCGUGGCGGUCGGAGCGCCCAUGCCUUUCGUCAAGUGGGUGAGCGGAGAGGUGGAGCUCACCCGGGAGGAAGAGAUGCCUAUUGGCCGCAACGUCCUGGAGCUCACCAACAUCCGGCAGUCCGCCAACUACACCUGCGUGGCCAUAUCCUCCCUGGGCAUGAUCGAGACCACGGCCCAGAUCACUGUCAAAGCUUUGCCCAAGCCACCCACUUCCCUCAUUGUGACAGAAACCACGGCUACGAGCGUCACCCUUACCUGGGACUCUGGAAACCCGGAGCCUGUUUCCUACUACGUCAUCCAAUACCACGCCAAACUGUCUGACAAUGGCUUCCAGGAAAUAGACGGAGUGGCCACAACUCGAUACAGCAUCGGCGGCCUCAGCCCCUUCUCUGAGUAUGAAUUUCGCGUCAUGGCCGUCAACAAUGUCGGCCGGGGGCUUCCCAGCGGCGUGGUGGACACCCGCACAAGUGAACAGGCGCCCUCCUCAGCUCCUCUUCACGUCCAGGCGCGCAUGCUGAGCUCCAGCACCAUGCUGGUCCAGUGGGAGCCUCCGGAGGAGCCCAACGGUCAAAUCAGGGGAUACCGGGUCUACUACAGCUCCGAUCCCGGCAGCCCCAUCAGCUCCUGGCAGAAACACAACACCGACGACAGCCAGCUCACCACCAUCUCGGGCCUCACCGCGGACAUCACAUACAACCUGAAGGUGCUGGGCUUCACCUCAGUGGGAGACGGGCCUCCCUCUGAGGUCCUGCAGAUCAAGACCCAGCAGGGAGUUCCAGCUCAGCCGUCCGGUUUUGAGGCUGAGGCCGAGCUGGACUCACGCAUCAUGCUGUCAUGGCUCUGGCCUGUCCAGGAUUCAAUAAUUGGCUUUGAACUGCUCUACUGGGAGGAGAACAAUCCAACAAACAAGCGACAUGCCACUUUUGACCCGGCAGGCUCCUAUGCAGUGGAUGGUCUGAAGCCAGACACACUCUACAUGUUUUCCCUGGCUGCAAAAUCUGAGAUGGGUUUAGGAGUCUUUACUCAGCCUGCUCGGGCCAGGACUGCCCAAUCCACCCUCUCAGCCCCUCCCCAGGAUGUACGCUUGCUCAGCCUCAGCUCCACCAGCAUCAAGGUGACGUGGUUGGCACCACCCACAGACAGCCGCCACGGGGAGAUAACGUGCUACUCCCUAGUCUACCAGGCGCUCACUGGGGAGGAUGUGGAGCGCCACCAGGUGUCAGGGAUAGGAGCUGAUGUCACCAGCUAUGUGCUAGAGGACCUGCAGAAGUGGACUGAUUAUGUGGUGUGGGUGAGGGCUCACACUGAUGUCGGGCCCGGCCCGGAGAGCUCUGCAGCCGGGAGCAGAACCCAGGAAGAUGUGCCUGGAGCUCCUCCCAGGAAGGUGGAGGCGGAUGCCCUCAACUCCACGGCGCUCAGGGUGACGUGGAAGCCUCCGCUGUCGGUGAAGCAGCAUGGCCAAAUCAGAGGCUACCAGGUGGUGUACUCCCGACUGGAGAACGGGGAGCCUCACGGGCAGCCGGUCAUCAUGGACGUCUCCCUCCCCGACGCCCAGGAGGCCAUUGUCUCAGGUCUGCUUCCGGAGACAACCUACUCAGUGACUGUGGCUGCGUAUACCACCAAGGGCGAUGGAGCUCGCAGCAAGGCCAAGGUGGUCACCACCACAGGAGCAGUUCCUGGUAAGCCCACUAUGAUGAUCAGCACCACCAUUGGGAACACUGCCCUGAUCCAGUGGCAGCCUCCCAAGGAGAUGGUCGGGGAGCAUGUGGGAUACCAGCUGCAGUACAAGAGAGCAGAGGAGGAGGCCUUCACCAUCAAAGACUUCAGGAAGGCAGACGAUCAUUUCACAGUGACCGGGCUCCACAAGGGAGCCACCUACAUCUUCAAACUGUGCGGCAAAAACCGAGCAGGCAACGGGGAGGAGUACGUGAAGGAGAUCAGCACGCCAGAGGACGUUCCCAGCAGCUAUCCCCAGAACCUGAGCGUGGUCGGCCUGACCGCCACCUCCACCAACCUGGCUUGGGAGCCCCCUCCUCUGGCCGAGAGGAACGGGAAGAUCAUCAAGUACGCUGUGGUGUACCGAGAUAUCAACAGUCAGCACAACAGCACCAACAGCACCACAGAAACGCGGAUGACCGUCCAAGGCUUGCAGCCAGACACGACCUACGACAUCAGAGUCCAAGCCUUCACCAGCAAGGGGGCGGGGCCCAUCAGCCCCAGCAUUCAGAGUCGGACCAUGUCCACUUCCAUGCCAGACCUUCCCUCAGUGUUCACCAAGAACUUUGCCGUGAAGGCUGUGAUGAAAACCUCUGUCCUGCUGACGUGGGAAGUGCCAGAAACCUACAAAUCCCAAGUUCCUCUCAGGAUCCUGUACAACCAGCAGAGUGUGGAAGUCCAAGGCGACCUGAAGAGGAAGCUGAUCACUGAGCUGCAGCCGGACACAGAUUAUUCCUUUGUGCUCAUGAGCCGGGGGAACAGUGCCGGCGGUCUCCAGCAGCAGGUUUCCAUUCGAACAGCCCCAGACCUCCUGAAGAUGAAACCGGCUUGGCACCAGCACGAUGUGGAGGAGGGAGGCCGAGUGACCAUCACUUUGUCCAGCGCUCCUGCUGAAGCCACAGUCAGGUGGUACUACAUAGUGGUUGUUCCCGUCAACCCACUUUCUCGGAGGAGAUGGGAGAACCCCGAAGACAUGGACAUACAUGAGCUCCUGGAGGCCGGUGCAGACACCAGUAUGCAGAGACGGAAGAGACAGAGCCAGGACGUCCUGCAGCCGUACAUCGCUGCCAAGCUGGACGCUCUGCCCGAGAUCUUCACGCUAGGCGACGAGAAGAAAUAUAACGGCUACUACAACAAGCCCCUACCUGGCCAGCAGCAGUAUCGCUGCUUCGUUCUGGCCGACUUGACGGACCACGAAUCUACGUUUGCGGCCAGCCCCUUCUCCGAGCCCAUCAUGGUGAAGCUCCACAGUGGGAUGACCCGACAGACUGAGGACGCGGAGAUGCUGUGGGUCAUGGGUCCCGUGCUGGCGGUCAUUCUCAUCAUCAUCAUAGUCAUUGCCAUUCUGCUCUUCAAGAGCAACCAAGAAAGAAAACGAACAUCCCCAGCCAAGGAAGAGCACAUGGCAGGGGUCAAGGACUCAUUGCUGGCCCACUCAUCAGACCCUGUGGAGAUGAGGAGACUCAACUAUCAGACUCAAGGUUCCAGUGUCCUCAGUUGCCCGAACACUCCAAGGAUGAGGGAACAUCCUCCCGUCAGUCUGUGCGAUCUGACAGACUACAUCGAGAGGCUCAAGGCCAACGACAGUCUUCGCUUCUCUCAGGAGUACGAGUCUGUGGAUCCAGGACAGCAGUUCACCUGGGAGCACUCCAACCUGGAAGUCAACAAGCCAAAGAACCGCUAUGCUAAUGUCAUUGCCUAUGACCACUCCAGGGUCAUCCUCACACCUGUGGACGGAAUUCCAGGCAGCGACUACGUCAAUGCCAACUACAUUGAUGGCUACAGGAAACAGAACGCCUACAUUGCCACACAGGGGCCGCUGCCGGAGACGCUGAGCGACUUCUGGAGGAUGAUUUGGGAGCAGCGGACCUGCACCGUAGUUAUGAUGACCCGCCUAGAGGAGAAGUCCCGGGUGAAAUGUGACCAGUAUUGGCCCAGUCGAGGCACAGAGACCUAUGGGAUGAUCCAGGUGACCAUGCUGGACACUGUGGACCUGGCUACGUACAGCGUACGCACGUUUGCCCUCUACAAGAAUGGCUCGAGUGAGAAGAGAGAGGUUCGACAGUUCCAGUUCAUGGCCUGGCCCGACCAUGGAGUGCCUGAGUAUCCCACCCCAACACUGGCCUUCCUACGCAGAGUCAAGGCGUGUAAUCCUCCAGACGCUGGACCCAUGGUGGUCCACUGCAGUGCCGGCGUGGGCCGCACAGGCUGCUUCAUCGUGAUCGAAGCCAUGCUGGAGCGGAUGAAACACGAGAAGUCGGUGGACAUUUAUGGUCAUGUGACCUGCAUGCGGGCUCAGCGGAACUACAUGGUGCAGACGGAGGACCAGUACAUAUUCAUCCACGAGGCCCUGCUGGAAGCUGCCACAUGUGGCAACACGGAGGUUCCCGCCCGAAACCUGUACGCCCACAUCCAGAAGCUGGCCCAGACCUCCCCUGGCGAGACCGCCACCGCCAUGGAGCUGGAGUUUAAGAAACUGGCCAGCUGUAAAGCACAUACCUCAAGAUUCAUCAGUGCCAACCUGCCUUGCAACAAGUUCAAGAACCGCCUGGUGAACAUCAUGCCUUUCGAGUCCACCCGCGUCUGCCUGCAGCCGAUCAGAGGGGUGGAGGGCUCCGACUACAUCAACGGCAGCUUCAUCGACGGAUACAGGCAGCAAAAAGCAUACAUGGCCACCCAGGGACCGUUAGCUGAGACCACAGAGGACUUCUGGAGGAUGCUGUGGGAACACAACUCCACCAUCGUGGUCAUGCUCACCAAACUGCGCGAGAUGGGACGGGAAAAGUGCCACCAGUACUGGCCCGCCGAGCGCUCUGCACGCUACCAGUACUUUGUCGUGGACCCCAUGGCUGAGUACAACAUGCCUCAGUACAUCCUGAGGGAGUUCAAAGUCACAGACGCCAGGGACGGACAGUCGAGGACCAUCAGGCAGUUUCAGUUCACUGACUGGCCCGAGCAAGGAGUGCCAAAAACCGGGGAGGGAUUCAUCGAUUUCAUCGGCCAGGUCCAUAAAACUAAAGAGCAAUUUGGACAAGAUGGACCAAUUUCGGUGCACUGCAGUGCUGGAGUCGGGCGGACCGGUGUGUUCGUCACCUUGAGCAUCGUCCUUGAGAGGAUGAGGUACGAGGGAGUGGUAGACCUCUUCCAGACCGUCAAGGCUCUCCGAACUCAGAGGCCAGCGAUGGUGCAGACAGAGGACCAGUACCAGCUGUGCUACCGGGCGGCUCUGGAGUACCUGGGAAGCUUCGAUCACUAUGCAACAUAACGCCGCACAGAAAGACGUCGUCAGACGAGUCCCGUGUCUCCUCUAAGUCACACAUCUGCUCCACACAACCAGCCCCCCGCCCCCUCCCUCCCUCCCUGAGGCCCGAUGAGGAGGCUAAAGUACGAGGAGAUGACCACAGCGGGACACAGAGGGAGAUAAGAGGCGAGAGGAAAGGGGGUGGAAAGGAUGACGCCCUCCUGGACCGGCGCCUUGAUUAUGACCCAUCACCAAAACCUCCCAAAAACCAACCCCCGAAAGACUGGUGGUCAUGCCUCAUUCCACUUCCCGCCCCCCCAGUUUCUGCCUCCUCUUUAUAGCAAAAACAAAUGCUCUGCUUUCAUUUAUAUUCAUCAUUACUAUGUUGUUAUGAAUAUUCUGAAUUUAUUUUGUAAUCACCUACUACACUGGUUAUUAUGUCUUAAUGUUUUUUUUCUUCUUAUUCUUAUGUUAUUAGCACAGAGGACUUGUAUUUUGAACAUUAAUACUGGAGAGCGCAUACUCACAGCUGCUAAUAGUUUUAUUUUGUACUAUACAUGUGAUAUUCUGAUCUUAUUUUUUGGGGGGAUAAGUGGGUAAUUUAGAUAUCCAACCGAACAAGGGUGAACAUAUCCCACAAACCGAUCAAGUAUGAUCAACAGAUCAAUCACAGUAUGAAAUAAACACGUGGCUAUAAACAUGCAAAGACUAUUCACAUCUGAACAACUGCAAUCACGUUUCAAGUCAACGAGGGUCGAGACAUUUUCUCAGACGUCGGAAAGGUGGAGACUUUCAACUAAAGGAAUCUGAAGUUGGUGGAAAGAGUCGUGCCCCCCCAACACACACUCAGGCACACCGAACACAGUGGCAUUUGGAUUAUACGCUAUGUGCACUACAGAAGAAGAUGAAUCCAUUGUGACUCUAUAUUCUCAUGGUCAGCUCUGCGUUUCACAGCUCCUACCUACUGAAAAUAUUCUUUAAACUACCAAUGGUUCACAAAUAUAUCAAUAGAAAUGAGAAUAAAUGGAUUUGUUAAUGCACUGUGGUCUGUAAGCAAAGCAAACAGAAAGAAAUGUGCACUAGUGCACUAGUUGGGGACUGUUUGCAGCUGUUGAUUAAUCUACUGUACAUUAUGUGAUCUAAAGAAGUGCUUCCCGCAUUUUUUUGAGGGGACCCAAAUUUUAAAAAUGACAAAUGUCAACUUAUAAUAAGUAAAACAGCCAUUUAUGAGAAAUAUACGUAUAAUAGGUAUGUGUCGUUACUUUCUAAGUUCUUUUAAUUUCUUAGGUUAAAAAAAAUACAAUGUACUCAAGUCUUUCAUUUUAGAGUCAGGGCCGCUUUAAAUAGGAUCUAGUUGUUGGAACAAUACAAACCAUCAGGCUGCCUCCUGGGGCCAAAAGUGCACCGCAGCCAUAUAUACAGUAUAUAUAUAUAUUUUUGGCCACCCUAAUAAUAUCUCCUUUGACGCAUUCGUGGGUGGUGACCCAGUCCUGGGAGGGGACUGGUCUAGUGAGUCAUCGUGGGAUUAGGUAAAAAAAAACUGGAAAUGAAAGAAACAUGUCACCCAGUGUAAGAGGCUCGCUGAUGGGUUUUUAACAGAGGAAGGAGAUCGAGGAAGCUUUACUUGUUGGUAAGAUCAAUUCACUGUUUGUUAGGAUGUUCACAUGGGAUUUGUUGACAAGAAAAAACCGAUGCUGUAGAAUAUCCAACAUUGUUAUUCAUAUCUGAUUUUUCCAUAAUGUCUGACACGUUGCCUAUUCGAAAGCAUUAACAUUGGGCUUGGUGGAUAUUUUAGAACAGGGGGGGCACCCACUCACUUACAUUGACAUUACAUUUUUGGUAUUAGCCAAACACAAAUGCUGUUGGUAUGUGCUCAAACUUCUUUCAUAACAUUUCCCAAACAUUCGGUUGAAGCUUGCGUGGAUCAUACGGGAAUUUAAUUUGGUAAUGUCCACACAUUUCAGACUUCCACACUCCUCUCAUAAGCUGCACCUUUCUGUUUGCAUACGCGCUUGAGAUGACUGAAUGGGGGUUGGAUGAAGUGGACCAUAUAACGAAUUAAUUUCACAGAGGGGUCCCAUCUGUUGUAUACAUGAUCUGUUUUGUAUUUGUUAAUAAAAAGCAGAAAAAAACGUCUUGAAGACCUUGAUGUUAAUAAAGUUGAAUAAAGGGUUUUUAAUAAUA
Molecule: messenger RNA, 9880 nt
Organism: Gasterosteus aculeatus aculeatus (three-spined stickleback)
Lineage: Eukaryota; Metazoa; Chordata; Actinopteri; Perciformes; Gasterosteidae
Source: RefSeq, a predicted model, not a curated record